AUGUCCCAAGCGCCGAACGCCGAGCCCGACGAGCGCGACGGCUUCACCUGCGGCACGCUGUUCACGUGCCUCUGCCUCCCAGGACUCUCCAAGAAGAAGCCCGAGGAAACCGGCAACUCCGGCAAGAGCCAGCAGCCAGCGGCGCCGGAACAAGACCAGCGCACGGAGCAGGAACCGCCGCAGGUGCUGCUAACCCGUGCGGCGUCCCUGGAGAAGCUCGAGUGCUCCUCGCUCUACUCCGGCAGCAACAUCGUCUUCGACUUCCUGGUGGAGCCUGGGGGAAGGGACGACCGUGGCGCCGUCCAUGGAUACUGCCCGUCGCCGUGCUUCGACCUGCCGGUGGAGCUGAUACGGGCCGGCGAACGAUGCGGGGCUGUAGCAAGCGACGCGCCGGUCACGUCCGCCUUCGUGUUCGACGGCCACCGAGAUGGCGCAGCUCUGAAGAGGAUGGCGUCGUGCCUGGCGUCCAGCGUGCCUACAGGCGGCGAGGCGCGGCCAACGCAUCUCGUGAGGUUCCUGUCCGCGUCGGGUUGUGCCGUGCCGGUGCGGUCUCCCGUGACGUCUUUCGGUGGCCCGGCAAAUGGGGGCGGCGGUUGA
Molecule: messenger RNA, 597 nt
Organism: Triticum turgidum subsp. durum (durum wheat)
Lineage: Eukaryota; Viridiplantae; Streptophyta; Magnoliopsida; Poales; Poaceae
Source: the annotation of a GenBank genome assembly